This is a messenger RNA of Trichoderma breve, 705 nucleotides long. Its product is annotated as putative n6-adenine methyltransferase domain-containing protein. The record is from RefSeq and is a predicted model, not a curated record. The transcript has 6 exons. The coding region runs from base 1 to 705 and encodes 234 amino acids. Gene Ontology annotation, molecular function: protein-lysine N-methyltransferase activity. NCBI's taxonomy places the organism in Eukaryota, Fungi, Ascomycota, Sordariomycetes, Hypocreales, Hypocreaceae.
AUGUCUGACAGCGAUGAUGAGCCCAUCACCCUCUCGGCACAUGCUCUCGCGGCGCUCAAGUCAUUCGAGGCAGAGAGAGACGAGCACCAGGCAAAGUUCCAGAAACUGAAGGACGAGGCGGAGAGCAACAGCCUGCUGUCCAUAGAUACUUUCCAAGAGGACUGGAAUGAGUCUCAGUUUUGGUAUUCAGAAGAAACUGCCAAUACUCUGGCUACGGAGCUGCUUAGAGAUGCGACCAGUGACAUGACCAUCGGUGUUGUCUCUGCGCCAAGUGUUUUCGUUGCGCUCAGGAAUCUCCUGCGAGAUCGAAGCGAUGAUGAGAAGCCAAAGCUUGUUCUUCUGGAACACGACAACCGGUUUGGCGUGUUUCCCGAAUUUUACUUUUAUGAUUUCCAACAGCCAGUCAAACUACCAGGUCACCUCAAAGGAUCCAUGGACAGAAUUAUCGUUGAUCCACCAUUUCUGAGCGAAGACUGCCAGACCAAAGCUGCCUUGACCGUGCGCUGGCUUCUCAAACCAAGCAGUGGCGGACCAUCACCCAAUCUCAUUGUCUGCACCGGAGAAAGAAUGGAGUCCCUGAUUCUCAAGCUAUACAAGGCACUAGGAGUGCAGACAACUGCCUUUGAGCCCAAGCAUACAAGAGGCCUCAGCAAUGAGUUUUACUGCUACGCCAAUUUCGAGUGCCCAAAUUGGAAAUGGCGGUAG